Molecule: messenger RNA, 672 nt
Organism: Penicillium diatomitis
Lineage: Eukaryota; Fungi; Ascomycota; Eurotiomycetes; Eurotiales; Aspergillaceae
Exons: 2
Coding region: 1-672 (223 amino acids)
Source: RefSeq, a predicted model, not a curated record
AUGUACUUAGUACUUAGUACUACUACUACUACUACUACUACUACUACUACUACUACUACUACUACUACUACUACUACUACUACUACUACUACUACUACUACUACUACUACUACUACUACUACUACUACUACUACUACUACUACUACUACUACUACUACUACUACUACUACUACUACUACUACUACUACUACUACUACUACUACUACUACUACUACUACUACUACUACUACUACUACUACUACUACUACUACUACUACUACUACCUACUACUACUACUACUACUACUACUACUACUACUACUACUACUACUACUACUACUACUACUACUACUACUACUACUACUACUACUACUACUACUACUACUACUACUACUACUACUACUACUACUACUACUACUACUACUACUACUACUACUACUACUACUACUACUACUACUACUACUACUACUACUACUACUACUACUACUACUACUACUACUACUACUACUACUACUACUACUACUACUACUACUACUACUACUACUACUACUACUACUACUACUACUACUACUACUACUACUACUACUACUACUACUACUACUACUACUACUACUACUACUACUACUACUACUACUACUACUACUACUACUACUACUACUACUACUACUACUACUACUACUACUACUACUACUAG